AACCAGCUUUCUCUCUGACUUUACAGAAAAGGCCACAGAUGGCUCCCUGCAAAGCGAGGACUGGACAUUGAACAUGGAGAUCUGCGACAUCGUCAAUGAGACAGAGGAAGGGCCAAAGGAUGCCAUUCGAGCCCUGAAGAAGCGGCUAAACGGGAACCGGAACUACAGAGAAGUGAUGCUGGCAUUGACAGUGCUGGAGACCUGUGUGAAGAACUGCGGCCACCGCUUCCACGUCCUCGUGGCCAGCCGAGAUUUCAUCGACGGCGUUCUGGUCAGAAUCAUCUCUCCCAAGAACAACCCGCCCACCAUCGUGCAGGACAAGGUGCUGGCCUUGAUCCAGGCGUGGGCUGACGCCUUUCGAAGCAGUCCUGACCUCACGGGUGUUGUGCAUAUAUAUGAGGAGCUGAAGAGGAAAGGGGUCGAGUUUCCUAAUGCAGAUUUGGACGCUCUGUCUCCCAUACACACACCGCAACGGAGUGUCCCUGAAGUGGAUCCAGCCGCCACCGUGCCCAGGUCCCAGGCGCAGCAGAGGACAAGUGCCGGCUCCUUUUCCUCGCCUCCUCCUCCUCCCUUCUCCGCGCCACAGGCCCCGGCUCUGAGUGUGACCGGCCCCAUCACAGCCAAUGCAGAACAGAUCGCCAGGCUGCGGAGCGAACUGGACAUUGUUCGAGGAAACACAAAAGUCAUGUCUGAGAUGUUAACGGAAAUGGUUCCUGGGCAGGAAGAUUCAUCUGAUCUGGAGUUGCUACAGGAGCUGAACAGGACCUGCCGGGCCAUGCAGCAGCGCGUGGUGGAGCUCAUCUCGCACGUGUGCAACGAGGAGGUCACCGAGGAGCUGCUGCGCGUCAACGACGACCUCAACAACGUCUUCCUCAGAUACGAGAGCUCUUCACAGGACCCGUGGGCAUCACAGUGCCACCACCCUCCCUCACGGGGCUCUCCUCCCGUUAGGUUCGAGCGAUUCCGGUCCGGCCGCUUGGUCCAAAACGCCAGUAACGGGGUACUGAGUGAAGUGACCGAGGACAACUUAAUAGACCUGGGGCCGGGGUCUCCCGCCGUGGUGAGCCCCAUGGUGGGGAGCACGGCACCCCCACCUUCCCUCUCAUCCCAGCUUGCUGGCUUGGACCUGGGGGCAGAGAGCGUCAGCGGCACCCUGAGUGCGCUCCAGCAGUGCGCCCCUCCGGACAGCGCUGGCACGUGCGCCCAGACCACAGGGAGCUCCUCAGCCGAGCAGCGCAAGGCGGUAACCUGUGAGGACCCCCAGGCUGCCGGAGGACUCACUUCUGCCCUAGACAGUCGGAAACAGAUCUCCGAAGUGGAGAGAGUUAAAGGUGGGGAUGCUGACCUGGAGCCCAUAGACAGCUGGCUCGUGACCCAAGGAAUGAUCCCCGUUGCGCAGCCCUCUGUCAUGGACGACAUUGAGGUGUGGCUCAGGACCGACCUGAAGGGCGACGACCUGGAGGAGGGCGUCACGAGCGAAGAGUUUGAUAAAUUCCUUGAAGAAAGGGCCAGAGCUGCUGAAAUGGUUCCCAACCUGCCCUCGCCCCCAGCGGAGGCGCCCAGCCCAGCCGCCAACCCCUCCAGCCGGAGGAAGCCCACGCGCUCCGAGGACGCCCUCUUCGCCCUGUGAGCUGGUCUGUGGGUUGGCUCCCAGAAGGCAGGUCACCUGUCUCCCCCCAUCCGGGCACCGGCCACUCCUCCCGUCCCCAGCCCCACUCAGUCCUCAGUCCUGUGCUGCUGUCUCCAUGGAAAUGCCACUGUGUUUGCUCCCAGGCCUCCCGCUAGUCAGGACAGCCUCUCCGGGGAGGUGGGACAGCUGCAGCCAGCGGGCCCCUAACCGCCCCCCACGCUCCCACCACAGGCUCCCCCACCGGUCUCCUCCCGGAGGGCCAGGUGGCAGGGCCCAGCCUCGGGCCAGUCAGUGCCCUGGGGACUGGCUCCUGAGCAGACACUGGGGCUGUCUCUCCUCCGGUCGCUUUCAUCACUCAGCAGUGAGCCCAGACCAAGGCGCCCACACGGCCCACACUCUGCUGGCCGGGGGAGCCAAGGGUAUGGGGAGGGCAGCCCAGGCCACUGGACAGUGGGUACCGGCACCUGCUUAGCUCCUGUGGAAUUGCACUCCGCUGCAGCCCCACUGUGUGCUUCCCUCACGCAGUGCUCGUCUGGGGAGUGGCACGGGAGGUGUCACGCUGCUAGCUUGAGCAAGUUUGUGGGCCUGUGAGCAUGCCAUGCUUGGGGCUUUGGCCUGGCCUUGGCAGCCUCUGCCCUGCCUCCAGGCACCCCCUCCAGACAGCUGGGCCAGGCUGGCAGACCCAGAGGCCUGCAGGGCCAGAGCAGCACCAGGCUCCCGCUAGCUCCUGGCACGGCCCCAGCCUCUCCACAGGCUGUUCUGACAUCCUGACCUCCCUCCCCAGACCCCAGCCACAAUGUGUAUUCUCUCCCAGCCAACCCAGCAGCUAACAGCCUGGGGCCGAGUCCUCGCUGGGUGUCUCCGGCCCUAGGUGAGGCGCACAGAGCCUGACCCACGCUGAGCACGGAACUGUGGCGCAGCAGCUCAGCGCCGCCCGUGACCUCCGGGCGCAGGUCAGUGUCCGGCGUGCACUGCCCAGGUGCUCGGGUCAGACAUGGCCAGGCCACUGUGUGUCCCCAACCCAGGGCGGCAGCCUUUCCCGCCUGGGCUGCAAGUGGAGACGUGCUGCAGGCUCGGACCAGCCCGGGCCACGCUGAACACCCACAGGAACCUUCCUGGUGAGAAGCGAGGCGUGCCCCCCAGAGCCCAUGCCCAGCGUGGUGCCGCUGCAGCCUCCUCCAGAAAGAAGGCUUUGGGGCCAGGCCGGGAGCCGUCUGGCAGGACCAGCAGGGGAUGCGCCACUCCAGUCCUCAGAGGACACCCAGGAAGCACUGGGAGCUUGGCCGCAGCUUCCAGCCCUGCAUCUCUGGCUGCACUCACCCCUGCACCCGGCGGUGGCACGCACCUCUCCUUGUCCGGAGGGAGAGCUCCGAGGCCAGCCUGGAGGCCACACGCCGAAAGUCUGCUGGCUGGUGGCAGUUG
Myotis brandtii (Brandt's bat) is the source of this 3052-nucleotide messenger RNA. It is a transcript of the gene TOM1L2, whose product is annotated as target of myb1 like 2 membrane trafficking protein. The transcript is spliced from 15 exons. Bases 74 to 1630 code for a protein of 518 amino acids. Gene Ontology annotation, biological process: signal transduction. Gene Ontology annotation, molecular function: phosphatidylinositol binding; ubiquitin binding; clathrin binding. NCBI's taxonomy places the organism in Eukaryota, Metazoa, Chordata, Mammalia, Chiroptera, Vespertilionidae. Gene Ontology annotation, cellular component: membrane; endosome. The record is from RefSeq and is a predicted model, not a curated record.